AUGGCAAAUUGUAUUGAUACAAUUAAAGCUAUAAUUACACGUUUAGUAUUCGGUGGACAUGGUUUUGUGGCAAUAUGGCAAGUGACUUAUUUUAAAAAGAAUCCAUUAUAUUGGUAUUUAAGUACACCAAUGUUAUUGUUGUUUUUCGAAGGAAUAUUUACAUUAACAAUUAAGAAAAUCAAGAAUGGAAAUGCCGUGGAUAAAGUCUGGUUUUGCCCAUCAGUAUUUUUAUACUUAAGCAGUGUUGUACCUGCAAUAUGGCUAUUAGAAUUGGAUAAAGUGGAUAAACGUUUACAAAUCCGUGAGGAAACUUUAAAUUUAACAGCGACUGCAGACUUAAAAGAACUUCAUAAAUUACUUGGUGUACAAUUUCCGGUAAAAUUUCCUGAAAUUAAUUUAAAUACUGAAACAUGGGUCACAUUAAUUGAACAAUUUUUAAUGCUUAUAUUAAUUAUUGGACGAUGGAUGCUUCCGAAAGGUGACUUAACACGUGAUCAAUUAAGUCAAUUACUGUUAGUUUACAUAGGUACAGCAGCAGAUAUUAUCGAAUUUUUCGAUUCAUUUAAAGACGAAAAAAUCGCAUCUGAGCAACUCUUGGUUAUGUUAACAUUAGGAAUUUGGUCUUGGAGCUUAAUGCAAUUUACAGUGGUUUUAACUGCAACAAAGUCAAGGAAAUCACGUUUAAGUUCUAAUGGUGCAAUGAACGCUGAAAUUGCGAAUUGUUGCUGUUGUAACAUCGAUGUAUGGGGUAUAGCAUUGAAUAUAAUUCUACAGGAUGCACCAUUUUUAGCGUUUCGAUUAUUAAUCAUCAUCCAUUAUGAGAUAAUCAGUUACAUGAAUGUAUUUUUUACAUGUAAAAAUACACUUGUUAUAUUAUUACAAUUAUAUCGUUUAUAUGUUGUAUACAGCGAAAAUCAUCAACCAAAAUCCUCCAAACAACGAUCUAAACGUGAUUUUGAAUUAUCAACAAUAUCAAUUAUUGCUAAAUCACAUUUGGAUAGUAACAUUGGUAACAAUCCACAUUGUAAACGUGUUAAUAAACAACGUGUAAUCGCUGAUAAAGAUGCAAUACGUGCAAUUAAAAAUUAUAUUAUUGAAUCAGAUAAAUCAAGUGGUUACGAGAAACGUAGCCAAAUACAUAAAGGCCGGUCUAGAAGUGGUAUCAAUCAAGAGGGAAUUGUUUUGACACGAAAUCGUAAAAUAUUGAAAGUAAAUCGUAAGAAUAAAACGGAAAAUCAAUCGACUAAAAUGUAA
Molecule: messenger RNA, 1254 nt
Organism: Chrysoperla carnea
Lineage: Eukaryota; Metazoa; Arthropoda; Insecta; Neuroptera; Chrysopidae
Product: transmembrane protein 26
Source: RefSeq, a predicted model, not a curated record